CCAUGCGUCUCUCCUCGGGAAGAUGGCUGCUGUGUACAUGAUGCGAAACUGAAUGGACGCAAAACAGCCCGAAAUUGUUGAAAUUCACCCCUUUUUCCCCUCCUCGGUCGCCCGCUCCUCAUCCACACACAUGCGUUUACGGUAAACUGCGGCCGUUUUCAACCUAGUGCGGAGAACUAGGAUGAUAAUAUGACCCAGAAAAAGAAGAAGCGAGUGAAUCGCAGUUUGUUGCUGGCGAAGAAAAUCAUCAUCAAGGAUGGAGGAACGCCUCAAGGCUUUGGUUCCCCCAGUGUUUAUCACGCCGUUAUCGUCAUAUUUCUGGAGUUCUUCGCUUGGGGUUUGCUCACAGCGCCGACUUUGGGGGCUCUUGACGAAACCUUCCCCAAACACACGUUUCUGAUGAACGGCCUGAUUCAGGGAGUGAAGGGUCUGUUGUCGUUUUUAAGCGCUCCUCUGAUUGGUGCUCUGUCAGAUGUUUGGGGAAGGAAGUCGUUUCUUUUGCUUACAGUCUUCUUCACGUGUGCUCCCAUUCCUUUAAUGAAGAUCAGCCCAUGGUGGUAUUUUGCCAUGAUCUCAGUAUCUGGAGUGUUUGCUGUCACCUUCUCGGUUAUAUUUGCCUAUGUGGCCGACAUCACUCAAGAACAUGAGCGCAGUAUGGCGUAUGGCAUGGUCUCGGCCACGUUUGCGGCGAGUCUGGUGAUCAGUCCAGCCAUCGGUGCGUAUCUCAGUCAUGUGUACGGAGACACUCUGGUUGUGGUUCUGGCUUCUGCCAUCGCCAUGCUGGACAUCUGCUUCAUCCUGGUGGCCGUGCCGGAGUCACUGCCCGAGAAGAUGAGACCCGCGUCCUGGGGCGCCCCCAUCUCAUGGGAACAAGCAGACCCUUUCGCUUCUCUGAGGAAAGUGGGUCAGGACUCGACGGUUCUGCUGAUCUGCAUUACAGUGUUUCUGUCGUAUCUGCCCGAGGCUGGUCAGAACUCCAGCUUCUUCCUCUAUCUGCAACAGAUAAUGGGAUUUUCAUCUGAAAGUGUUGCAGCUUUCAUCGCUGUUCUAGGUUUGCUGUCUGUCGUUGCACAGACUGUAGUGUUGAGUUUACUCAUGCGUUCCAUUGGGAACAAAAACACAAUUUUGCUGGGACUGGGAUUUCAGAUUCUGCAACUCGCCUGGUACGGGUUCGGAUCAGAGCCAUGGAUGAUGUGGGCCGCUGGAGCCGUGGCAGCCAUGUCUAGCAUCACCUUUCCCGCAGUGAGCGCUCUGAUUUCCCGCACGGCGGAUCCGGAUCAGCAGGGUGUGGGUCAGGGAAUGGUCACUGGGAUCCGUGGACUGUGUAAUGGUUUGGGUCCGGCUCUCUAUGGCUUCAUCUUCUACAUCUUCCACGUGGAGCUGGACAAGGUUCCGGAGAAAGGGCCCGAUGUACAGCAUCACCGAGAUCUCCAUCAACAGAGUGCAAUAAUCCCAGGCCCGCCCUUCCUCUUCGGCGCGUGUUCUGUGCUGCUGGCGCUGUUGGUGGCUCUGUUUAUUCCUGAACACCCUCAUAUGGGCACUCGCUCGGGCAGCUGGAAACACCACACAUCCCCGCACGGACACCCGCACAGUCCACACCCCCCAGGAGAGGCCAAAGAGCCCCUUCUACAGGACACUAAUGUCUGAUUGGCUGUUCCAUGUUGGCCACGCCCCCUCCAUCAUUUGAGGAACGAACUGCGCAUGGAGGCUGUUGUCAUUUAUUGAAGCGUAAAGCUAUAUAUCAAAGGCGUGCUCGGUUUUGUGAAUAGAUCUGUGCUUUCUUUCUUACUUUGAAGGUAAGUUUCUAUGAUCAAGACUAGCGUUCCUUACUGUAUCACGAAUAGAGCACCACUUUUUAAAAGUAAUGUGUAUAUAGAAGAACAUAUAUUUAAUGAUGGUUCUGUCCAACGGCACUAUUACAACGGCUUGUAUUUAUUCUGUUUUUUUUUUUUAACGACUUUCUACUUCUUCAUUAUGCUAGCUCACUCAGGGACAUAACCUGGUCAGGAAUGUUUCCACAUUCAGAAGGGCCGCUUCACAACAUACAUGCAAACACUGGGUUUCAUCUUAUAAACUCGAGAAGAAUCAAUUUGUAAAUUGCUUGUCAAACUAUUUGCUGAAUUUGUGUUGAACGAGCCUUUUUUUUUUUUUUAGCUAUUCAUAAUUUUUUUAAAUUGUAAAAUGUUUGAAAAACGACACUUAUUAAACUGUUUGCAAGAAUUAACCCUGAACAAACUUAAACUUGUGCAGAAAAUUUGAGAGAUUUUUUUUUAACAAUGUAAAUAAUUCGUAAGAGUAUUCGCAAGAAAUUGCAUAAAGCACACUUUCAUUUUUCUGUAAAACCAUUCAUAAAUUCUGUAAGUAAUUCAACUGUUUGCAAAAAAUUCCACAGAAAGCAUGUGUAAAUUUAAAUAAUAUACGUUUUGACUAUCAUUCUUAAUGUAAAAUUAGAGACGACAAAAGAAUUACCACUUGAUUAUUCACAGAACAAAUUCCCAAAACUGAAUCUACUUGGGAAUAUCUGCAAAUUAUUCGUAAAUCGGUUCAAAUUAAGCCAAUUAACAUAAAAUGUUUGUAGGACUUUUUGUUGAAUUUCGCUUGUUUGUUAGUUUUUUUCUAUAAACCUGCUGCAUUGAUAAGAAGCGUUCAUAAGAAAACUUUACACUCGACUGUACGGAUUUCUAUAUGAGAAUGGCCUUAACUGAUACUUCAUUUUCAGACUUCGAUAAACGAAUUUCCGUAACGGAAUGAUUGUGGUUCAGCUUUAGUGUUUCAUUUUCUUUCUCUCACAUGUCUAAGCUGAUGCCUGUUUUUAUUUAUACCACUUAGAAUCAAUGGUGCCUUCCCCAGCUUACAUGGUGUCGUUGAUUAGCGACGCAUGAAACUUCCAAUCGCAAGAUCUGAUCUGCGUCAGUAUUUGAAUAGUUGAGUUGCGUCAGACGACAGUAGAGCUGACUCCAGAUCAGUAGUGAAACUGAAACACGUGACGCGUCAUUUGUCUGGAUUCGCUUUGGCCUUGUGUAGAAAUAUUAUUUUACGAAACUACGUAUGUUUACGCAGAACACUUUGUAAAUGCCAACUGAGAGUACAUUUAAGCAAAAGGGGGUGAUAUUUUUUUUUCUUUUUGCCAGUGGCCUUUCAAUUUUAGUUUUGUUUUCAUUAAGACAAACAUACAGCUUGUUUUUAAGAUACAUCAUGACCAAAUUUAUGUAUAUUUAGUCAAAUUAGUUUGUGUGCUUUGGAUAUUUAUGAGAUGAUCUCCUGUAAUAUAUUACCUUUGUUUCAGAAUACAGUGUGCUUUUUUUAAGUUCUGUGGUUCAGUUGUGCCGUCUUCAUCAUAAGUUUUAACAUGUUUUUUUUUUGGACCCUAAAAUGUAAAUGUCACAAAGUAUCUAAACAUGCAUUUCAAUAAAAGUUCAAUAUUUUGAUGUA
Messenger RNA from Danio rerio (zebrafish), 3432 nucleotides. It is a transcript of the gene slc71a1-1, whose product is annotated as solute carrier family 71 member 1-1. Gene Ontology annotation, cellular component: membrane. Gene Ontology annotation, biological process: transmembrane transport. Gene Ontology annotation, molecular function: transmembrane transporter activity. The record is from RefSeq and is marked validated. Lineage: Eukaryota; Metazoa; Chordata; Actinopteri; Cypriniformes; Danionidae.